GGAGCCUCGGAACUGCAGGGACGGGUGUAGGUCGAGUGAGCGGGGCCAAGAGCCGGGGCGCUUCCGGGACACGGCUCCUAGAGGCCGUCGCCGUCAUGAGGCCGUCGCCACGCGCGCUGCUGGGCGCCCAGGGCGCCUGGCGGGAGUGCUUCCCCCGUUGUGGCCGUGACGUGGCGCGCUGGUUCCCGGGCCACAUGGCCAAGGGACUGAAGAAGAUGCAGAGCAGUCUGAAGGUGGUGGACUGUGUCAUUGAGGUUCAUGAUGCUCGAAUUCCACUCUCAGGUCGCAACCCUCUGUUUCAGGAGACCCUUGGGUUGAAGCCUCACUUGCUUGUCCUUAACAAGAUGGACUUGGCAGAUCUCACAGAGAAGCAGAAAAUUUUGCAGCACUUAGAAGGAACAGGCCUAAAAAAUGUCAUUUUUACCAACUGUGUAACGGAUGAAAACAUCAAGCAGAUCAUCCCGAAGGUCACAGAGCUCAUUGGGAGCAGUUACCGUUAUCAUCGAGCAGAGAACCUGGAGUGCUGCAUCAUGGUGGUUGGGGUCCCCAAUGUGGGCAAGUCCUCUCUCAUCAAUUCCCUGAGGAGGCAGCACCUCAGGAUAGGUAAAGCUGCCCGAGUUGGAGGAGAGCCUGGAAUCACCAGAGCUGUGACAUCAAGAAUCCAGGUGUGUGAGCGACCACUGAUGUUUCUCCUUGACACCCCUGGGGUGCUGAACCCUCGGAUUGAGAGCGUGGAGACGGGCCUGAAGCUGGCCCUGUGUGGAACAGUGUUGGACCACCUGGUUGGGGAAGAGGCUAUGGCUGACUACCUCCUCUAUAUUCUCAACCAGCAUGGAAUGUUGGGGUAUGUGCAGCACUAUGGCCUGGACAGGGCCUGUGAUGACAUCGAGCGUGUGCUAAAGAGCGUGGCUGUGAGGCUGGGAAAGACUCGGAAGGUGAAGGUGCUCACGGGCACAGGUGAUGUGAAUGUCAUUCAGCCCAACUACUCUGCAGCUGCCCGUGACUUCCUCCGGACCUUCCGCAGUGGGCUGCUGGGCACAGUGCUGCUGGACCGUGACAUCCUGCAGGACCGCCCCCAACCAACACAGACUUCUGAACCAGUAGGGUAGUGUGUGGCUUCCCAGGCUUUCCAUAGCCCAAAUGUUUGAGGCUUGGGACCGAUUCCCCACUUCUGCUUUCUAGACGCUCCACCUGGUUGUUUCAACUCACGCCCCUACUCCUGGGGACACUGUUCUAUCCUGCCUGCCAAGUUCAGGCCAUCCCUGGUUAUAGGAAUUGAGCUAUGGGGUCCCAAACAGUCCUGCAUGUAUGGCCUGGUCAGGAGGCUCCUGCUUGGUGUUUAAGGAAAGACGAAUGCUGUCUUACAGAGUCAAAGCUGUACCUAUAAUGUAAAAGAACUUGUAAAAGG
This is a messenger RNA of Perognathus longimembris pacificus (Pacific pocket mouse), 1408 nucleotides long. RefSeq names its product mitochondrial ribosome associated GTPase 1 (gene Mtg1). Gene Ontology annotation, molecular function: GTP binding; GTPase activity. Bases 96 to 1109 code for a protein of 337 amino acids. The transcript is spliced from 11 exons. The record is from RefSeq and is a predicted model, not a curated record. Gene Ontology annotation, cellular component: mitochondrion. Lineage: Eukaryota; Metazoa; Chordata; Mammalia; Rodentia; Heteromyidae.